UCAACUCCUCACCAAAGAUGGCGAUUUGCUGAGCGCUCAUGGAUACACACAUUUCUCGGCUAGUUGUUAUCUCACCCGAAACGCCUGCUGUCCAAACACAUUAAGCGCCCAGCGAGCAGCCUUUUCUCCAUUUGAAGCCCGUCUGACGCCGGCACCAUGCAGAUCACGCUGAAAACUCUGCAGCAGCAGACGAUUCAGAUCGAGAUAGACCCCGAACAAACGGUGAAGGCCUUGAAAGAGAAGAUAGAGGCAGAAAGAGGGAAAGACAACUUUCCGGUGUCCGGCCAGAAGCUGAUAUACGCCGGGAAAAUCUUGCAAGAUGACACGCCGAUCAAAGACUACAAAAUAGACGAGAAGAAUUUCGUGGUCGUCAUGGUGUCGAAGGCUAAACCCGCCGCUGCCGCCGCCUCGCCGCCGGUCUCAGAAGCCCCCAAGCCCCCCGUACAGGACUCCGGCUCCACGUCGACAGCUGCCCCGGCCACGAACCCGGCCCCGGCCUCAGCCACAACCCCGACCCCCGCAGCUGUCCCCAUUCCUCCCGAGGAGGACAAACAGGAGCCGAGCGCCGCCGCCACAGAACCACAGCAGCCAGCCAGCUCCAGCGGUGGAGGUCAGGGCUUGGACGCCUCCUCAGCGCUGGCUGGAUCAGAAAUUGACUUAACAUUGACCGGAGCCGAGUACGAAGUGAUGGUGACGGAGAUCAUGUCCAUGGGCUACGAGAGGGAGAGGGUGGUGGCCGCGCUACGGGCCAGCUACAACAACCCCCACCGAGCCGUGGAGUACCUGCUGACUGGGAUUCCCAGCAGCCCGGUGCAGGAGAGUAACCCCCCCCCAGCGCAGGCUCCCACAUCUGGACCCACAGAAGCCCCGUCUCUAGCAGAAGGAGAGAACCCGCUUGCAUUCCUGCGCACGCAGCCCCAGUUCCUGCACAUGCGACAGGCCAUCCAGCAGAACCCGGCGCUGCUGCCGGCGCUGCUGCAGCAGCUCGGCCGGGAGAACCCGCAGCUCCUCCAGCAAAUCAGCGAGCACCAGGAGCGAUUCAUCCAGAUGCUGAACGAGCCGGUGGGAGAGGGCGUGGACGCGCCGGAGGUCGGGGAGAUGGGGGCGGCGGGGGAGGAGGGCGCGCCCGUCAACUACAUCCAGGUCACACCUCAGGAGAAGGAAGCCAUCGAGAGGUUAAAAGCGCUGGGCUUCCCCGAGGCCCUGGUCAUCCAGGCCUACUUCGCCUGCGAGAAGAACGAGAACCUGGCGGCCAACUUUCUCCUCAACCAGGGACUGGAAGACGACUGAGCGGGCGGGACGGACGGACGGACGGACCGCCACUUCCCCUGCCCCUCCCUCCUCCCCUCCCCCUCCACCGCCUCCCUCCCUCCCUCCCCCCCUCCCUCUUUCUUCCGCUCAGCAUAAAGACUGCACCCCCCCCCCCCCCCCUCCCCCCCCCUCCCCAGAUUUUACUGUACAGCUACCAACCUCAGCUCGACCCAACCAGGAGGCGGCGGCGGCGGGAGUGGCGGGGAUGGGAGGCGAAAAACGGGGGCGGGGUUUAGGGGGUUACAAGUACACAAAAGGUGGAGGUUGUGUGCAGGAAAGGCCAUGCUUGAUGGAAAUUGGGGGGGGGGGGGGUUUGUUUGAAGAAGAAAAAAAGAAAUUGUGGAAGAAUGAUGAAAAAUCCCCGUGAAUUCCAAUGGAAUGUGUGGGGUUUGUUUAGGGGAGAUUCUAUCAUUUGAUUUUAGACGCGCUUUGUGAACAUUUAGGGAAGGGGGGGGUGGUGCGACCGGGAAGAGGGAGGGAGGGGGAGGGGCCAGCGGGAGUGCGUGUGUGAGUACGUGUCCAUGUAUGCCUGUGCUGAUGGAUGCGACUACAGUUAAGCCGACAGGAGAGAAAAAAAAAACAAAAUCCAAAAAAUCGAUGAAUAAAUAAACGUAAUCCAAUCUCGCAUCCUCUAAAAGUUUUGUUCAUGCCGUAGGCGGAUUGUACGGAGGCGCUCGCUCCUCGCCGCACCUCCACCACAUUAUCAGAGCGUGUAUGUGUGUAACUGCUUUGUGUAUGAGCCUCACGUAUGUACGUCCAAGAAUGAAACUGGCAGAAA
Molecule: messenger RNA, 2089 nt
Organism: Salarias fasciatus (jewelled blenny)
Lineage: Eukaryota; Metazoa; Chordata; Actinopteri; Blenniiformes; Blenniidae
Gene: rad23aa
Product: RAD23 homolog A, nucleotide excision repair protein a
Exons: 10
Coding region: 157-1290 (377 amino acids)
Biological process (GO): proteasome-mediated ubiquitin-dependent protein catabolic process; nucleotide-excision repair
Cellular component (GO): nucleoplasm; cytosol
Molecular function (GO): polyubiquitin modification-dependent protein binding; ubiquitin binding; damaged DNA binding
Source: RefSeq, a predicted model, not a curated record